CCAUGAACUCGGGACGCGAGCAACGGACACCCCGGACACCCUUCAGCAUCACAGACAUCCUAGGCCCGCGCAUGGUCCCCCGAGCACCCUCUGCGCCCCAGCUUCCUGAGUCGGGUCCUAGUCCCUCGUCGCCGCUGUGCGCACUGGAGGAGCUGACAAGUAAAACUUUCCGCGGACUUGACGGGCGCGCUCUGCAGCCCUCCGAAGGCCCGGCAGCCGCGGACGCGCUGGGCCCUGGCCCUGCCGGCCGCAAACGGCGGAAGUCCCGCACGGCGUUCACCGCGCAGCAGGUGUUGGAGCUGGAGCGGCGCUUCGUCUUCCAGAAGUAUUUGGCGCCAUCCGAGCGCGACGGGCUGGCUACGCGACUCGGACUGGCCAACGCACAGGUCGUCACUUGGUUCCAGAACCGGCGCGCCAAACUCAAGCGCGACGUGGAGGAGAUGCGCGCCGACGUCGCCUCGCUACGCGCGUUGUCCCCCGGAGUCCUGUGCAACCUGGCACUGCCCGACGGCGCUCCAGGCCUGAGCCUCUGCCCCGGCCUCGAUCCCAGCCCCGCUGGACCUGACUCCAGGGUCCACCUGUCAGACGAGGAGAUACAGGUGGAUGAUUGAAGACAAAGCCGCCGAAAACCCUGGGCUCCGGGUCCCGGACUCCUCUCUUCCCG
Messenger RNA from Propithecus coquereli (Coquerel's sifaka), 664 nucleotides. It is a transcript of the gene LBX2, whose product is annotated as ladybird homeobox 2. The record is from RefSeq and is a predicted model, not a curated record. The transcript is spliced from 2 exons. Gene Ontology annotation, molecular function: DNA binding. Lineage: Eukaryota; Metazoa; Chordata; Mammalia; Primates; Indriidae. Bases 3 to 611 code for a protein of 202 amino acids.